UUUCUCCUUCCAAUCAAUCCAAGCUCUCCACCUUAAGAUCUCCUUUAACACAUUUCGAUCGAGCACCAUCAAUGGCACCUGGAAGGACAGUGAUGGGUCUGGUAGCAAUGCUUCUGGCCAUGCUCUGCGCAGGAGCAGCAGCCCAAUCCUCCAGUUGCACAAGUGUGAUCGUUAGCAUGUCACCUUGCCUCAACUACAUUACUGGAAAUUCAUCCACUCCGUCUUCCUCGUGCUGCUCCCAGCUUGCCACCGUUGUCCAGUCUAUGCCACGGUGCCUCUGCGAGGUCCUCAAUGGUGGUGGUGUGCCAUCUCUGGGGAUUUCCAUCAACCAGACUCGGGCUCUGACUCUGCCCAAUGCUUGCAAUAUCCAAACUCCCCCUGUUAGCCAGUGCAAUGCACUUUCCCCUGCAGCAUCUCCAGCAGGAACACCGGAGACCUCUCCGGCAGGGCCUUCAGGAGCACCAGAUACCGAGACUACACCAGAAGUUCCAGCUGGGGCACCAGAUUCCAAGUCUACACCAGCAGUGCCAAGCGUUCCUGCAGGAGGCGGAUCAAAGACUGUUCCAACGACAGGGGCAAACACAUCUGACGGAAGCUCCAACAAAUUGACCUUCUCUCUCCUCCUCCUCAUCACUGCAUCUUAUGCUUCAUCCUUCAUUGGUUUUUGAUUUCUCCUCAAAUAUGAGGUGCCCAAUAUCGUCACAUUCCUUUUCUCCUUUUCUCUUUGAAUUUGUUGUGUGGCACUGUUAUACAUUUUUGUAGACCAGUCCUGGAUUGUUUGGAUUUUGUAUCAGUGGAAAGAAUCAGUAUUUUGUAUUCUUGGUGGAUUUGCUUUGUGUUAAAUAUAAGAUCUUACAACCUUUCACAAUCUUA
Messenger RNA from Nelumbo nucifera (sacred lotus), 873 nucleotides. RefSeq names its product non-specific lipid transfer protein GPI-anchored 5-like. Gene Ontology annotation, molecular function: lipid binding. Gene Ontology annotation, biological process: lipid transport. Lineage: Eukaryota; Viridiplantae; Streptophyta; Magnoliopsida; Proteales; Nelumbonaceae. The record is from RefSeq and is a predicted model, not a curated record.